UUGAGAUUGUCGAGUCAACAAGUGAUUGGGACGGCCCACAAUGUAUUAUAGCAUCUGGAUUUUAAUAACGAUUUUCGCUGCGAAAGCUCGAACAGCUACACAAUGGUGCGAAAAGGAUAUUUAUCCCACCGAAUUACGUAGUGUGGGAAAACAAACCGAAGGUCUGGCCAUAUGGAGCCCCAUACGUGCAGGAGGUCAUAGGCUAUUGACUUUGUGCUCCAAUGUAACGGGCUUGCCAGUGGAGAGGCAUUGUGCAUUCGAUUAUGAUAGUCCCACAGGUAAGUGGGAGUUUAUAGAUCGCAAAACUACCUUUCUCAGUUGCGAUGUUAUACACAAUGAUUGCAAGGAGGAAAUUGUCAAACAGUUCUUUUUGAGGAAAAAUGGCGUCAAAGUGGAGACCACCAAUAGAUUGUUGCCAGGCAAAUUAGGUGAAUACUCACCAUCACAAAAAGUCUGUCUGCAAUCCACGGGGCUGCCAUUAUCGCGUCGUUGUAUCUACAAUGCUAGACACUACAAGGCCGAAUGGGAUAAUAAGAUUGUGGGGAAUAGUUAUUGCCUGCAGGAUAUCAAUCAGGAAAUCAUAACGGGCGACUUAAAUCGGCUGUAUUUAAAGUUGAGAAACAAUACAAAUAAUGGUGGUGAAGAAAAUCUUCUCAUUGCUACGCAAACUUCGGCUCUACUGGCAAAGGCAAAAACUUCCCGCAUUGCAGCAGAUUUAAAGAUUGCCACUGAUAUUUUGGAAAUUUUAGCCCAGCAAGAUCACAAGCCGGAAUUAAUGGCCAAAAUUCUGGAAAUUGCUAAUCAUCUCAUGGAAUGUGAUGAGAAUGUGGUGCGCAUGUCCCAGCCGCUCGAUAUACCAAAUAGGCUAAUAAAAAUUUUGGAUAACUAUUACGACAGAACGGGCAAAAAAAGCACCUCAUGCGGUACAGUUCCCAAUGGAGUCCACUACAGUUCAGUGCAAUACACCACAGUCUUUCAAAUAAAUCCUGCAUGUGCGAACAUCUCUGGCAUUGCUGUUUACAGGGCUUCGGCACAUCCAACGGCUUCGAUGCUCUACGACGCAACCACACAACGUUACUUCCGCUUUAUCAAUAUGUAUGAAGAGAUUAAGGAUAUCAUUCGUGAUCCCCAUAUUGAAGUGGCUACAUAUUUUCCGCGUCACGUUUGGACAGCCAUACAAGAAGAUGAAAGUAAUGUUGUGCCUGUGGACACGAUUACCAUAUCGUUGUAUAGAAAUAAGAAUUUCUUUAUGGAUGAAGACCACCUUGAUGAUGCUCAUGAACCGGAUAGUGUAAUUUUGUCAUCUUCUGUGCCAGGAUACAAAGGUGGUCUAAUUGACAGCGUGCCCCUACUUCUAAAAUAUCAUCGAAAAGAAGAGGACCAGCGACCAACUUGCAGAUAUUGGAACUCUACCAACUGGAUCAGUGAUGCCAGUGUUAAUACUACCACUGUUAUAUCCGAUACUAAUGAUUAUCUGAUGUGUAAAAGUAUACAAUUGCUACCACUUGCCGCUGUGUGGACAGUCCAAGUUAGAGAGGUCGUACAGACCAAUACAGUUGUAUUGACUCUGAGGCGUGAGUCAACUGUCGAUAUGGUAUCUGUUGUGGGAUGCGGUUUGUCGUUGUUGGUUUUAAUUUUCAUUUGGAUGACUGCUUUGUGUUGCAGCCAUUGGCGUUCGGACAUCUCAAAUAAGCUGUUAUUUAAUCUAUGUUUUGUUCUAUCGCUGAUAAUGGUCUAUCUGCUGUUGGCUAAUAUGUGGAAAAUAAAAGAUGCCAUGAUCGAUAUUUCGAAUCGCCAUUAUUGCAUAGCUAUGGGAGCAUUUUUGCAAUACACCAUUUUGGUAUUGUUCCUGUGGAUGCUAUUCAUAGCCUAUCUGCAGUAUCGGCGUUAUGUGGCAGUGGUCGGUGUGGUGACGCCAUCACAUUUUGUGGCCAAGUAUGCCCUGGCAGCAUGGGGCUUGCCCCUAUUGCCCACCAUAAUGUUGGUAUACUUGGAUCCCAAAACUUAUGCACCUAUGCUGCGUGAGGUGGGAAACGAUAAUAGCCUAUCAGCAGCCAUGUGCUUUCCCACUGGUUAUGCCCUAUACGCAACAGUUGUCUUUCCAGUCGUGGUCAUAAUUUUGGUAAACUUCAUCAUAUUUCUCUAUGUGCUUUGCAGCGUACGCAAAUCUUUGCAGAAAUACAAACGCAAUCAACAUCGUCAAGAGAUGACUUCUCAGGUGUGGUUAACCCUGCUGUUGUUCCUGCUUUUGUGCAUGACAUUGGCUUUCGGCAUAUUGGCCUAUGCCAAAGGUAGCCUUUUGUAUUCCUUCUUAUUUUGCCUAACCGUCACUGUGCAAGGAUUUAUGCUGUUUAUUUACUUUGUGGUCAUCGAUAAGUUUGUGCGUUUCAAAUGGCUAAGCUGUUGUUAUCCCAAGGACUACAAUGUCAUGGACGAUACCAUUAUGUCACCAUUAUCUGAAUACUAAUGCAACCAAAAUUCAUUCAUUUUCCAAGCUAACAUUUUAACAUAUUAAGUAUUUUUUAGCAAUAAAAGUUUAAAAUUUUA
Messenger RNA from Stomoxys calcitrans (stable fly), 2547 nucleotides. RefSeq names its product adhesion G-protein coupled receptor G4. Lineage: Eukaryota; Metazoa; Arthropoda; Insecta; Diptera; Muscidae. The record is from RefSeq and is a predicted model, not a curated record. The transcript is spliced from 2 exons. Gene Ontology annotation, molecular function: G protein-coupled receptor activity. Gene Ontology annotation, biological process: cell surface receptor signaling pathway; adenylate cyclase-activating G protein-coupled receptor signaling pathway. Gene Ontology annotation, cellular component: membrane. The coding region runs from base 41 to 2467 and encodes 808 amino acids.